Messenger RNA from Prunus armeniaca (apricot), 2238 nucleotides. The record is from the annotation of a GenBank genome assembly. Lineage: Eukaryota; Viridiplantae; Streptophyta; Magnoliopsida; Rosales; Rosaceae.
AUGGCUGCAAAGAAGGUUAUAGCAAUAUGCCAAUCAGGUGGAGAAUUUGUGACGAAUAAGGAUGGAAGUUUAUCGUACACUGGGGGUGAGGCCUAUGCGGUUGACAUUGAUCAACAAACACUGCUUGGUGAUUUCAAGUCCGAAAUAGCUGAUAUGUUUAAUUGUAGUGCUGAAACAAUGUCCAUCAAGUAUUUCCUUCCGGGCAAUAAGAAGACUCUCAUUACAAUCUCUAAAGAUAAGGACUUGCAACGCAUGGUCAAUUUCCUUGGGGAUACAGCUACAGUCGAUGUUUUUGUCAUGUCAGAGGAAGCCACUGCUCGAAAUGUGUCGAACAUGCCUGCUAGUAGGUCGAGCAGGACAACUGUGUCAGAAGCAGUGGUUCCUAUUGUUGAGCCUAUUGAUGUGCGAGUUGAUACUUGCAAUGCCAUUGACCAAAUUGAUAUGGAACUCCAUGAAACCCCUUUGGUUUCUGUUCUUGGUUCUUCUAGUGAUGAUAAGCAUCAUAAAGCUGCACAACAGUGGGAAAAUACCAUCACUGGUGUGGACCAAAGGUUUAAUAGUUUUGGUGAAUUCCGAGAAGCAUUGCAUAAGUUUUCAAUUGCACAUGGCUUCGCGUAUAGGUACAAGAAAAAUGACAGUCAUCGUGUUACUGUCAAAUGCAAAUCUCAAGGUUGCCCAUGGAGGAUAUAUGCAUCAAGGUUGUCUACUACCCAGUUGAUUUGUAUCAAAAAAAUGAACACAGAUCAUACAUGUGAAGGAGCUGCUGUGAAAGCUGGGUAUCGGGCAACUAGAGGUUGGGUGGGAAGUAUCAUAAAGGAGAAGUUGAAAGUUUCCCCUAACUACAAGCCAAAGGAUAUAGCAGACGACAUUAAGCGAGAAUAUGGGAUUCAAUUGAAUUAUUCUCAGGCAUGGCGUGCCAAGGAGAUUGCCAGGGAGCAGCUUCAAGGCUCCUAUAAAGAGGCCUAUAAUCAGUUGCCGUAUUUCUGCGAGAGGAUAAAGGAAACUAAUCCAGGGAGUGUUGCUACAUUUACCACUAAGGAGGACUCAAGCUUCCAUCGCUUCUUUGUAUCUUUCCAUGCAUCAAUUGUGGGUUUCCGAGAAGGUUGCCGCCCUCUCAUUUUUCUUGAUAGCACUCCUCUGAACUCAAAAUAUCAAGGAGUUUUGUUGGCCGCAAUAGCGGCAGACGGUGAUGAUGGUAUCUUUCCAUUAGCAUUUGCUGUUGUGGAUGCGGAGACUGAUGAUAACUGGCAUUGGUUCUUAUUAGAACUGAAAUCUGCAGUGUCAAUAUCUCAGCAGAUUACAUUUGUUGCAGAUGUUCAGAAUGGUUUGAAAAAGUCAUUGACUGAGGUAUUUGAUAAAUGCUACCACUGCUAUUGUUUGAGGCAUCUUGCUGAAAAACUCAACAAGGACUUGAAGGGGCAAUUUUCUCAUGAAGCAAGACGAUUUAUGAUCAAUGAUUUUUAUGCUGCUGCUUAUGCACCCAAACUGGAGGCUUUCCAGCGUAGUGCUGAUAACAUAAAAGGUAUUUCACCUGAAGCUUAUAAUUGGGUCAUACAAAGUGGGCCAGAGCACUGGGCUAAUGCAUUCUCUGGAGGAGCCAGGUACAACCAUAUGACAUCAAACUUUGGACAGCAGUUCUACAGCUGGGUAUCAGAGGCACAUGAGUUGCCAAUUACACAGAUGAUUGAUGUAUUGCGAGGUAAGACGAUGGAAGCCUUCUAUUCACGCAGGGUGGAGUCCAACCAGUGGGUAACAAGAUUAACUCCAUCUAAAGAGGAAAAGCUUCAAAAAGAAACGACAAUUGCUCGAUCACUUCAGGUGUUGCUCUCACAAGGUAGCACAUUCGAGGUUCGUGGAGAAUCUGUUGAUAUUGUUGAUAUCGACCAUUGGGAUUGUAGCUGUAAGGGAUGGCAACUUACUGGUCUGCCUUGCUGCCAUGCUAUUGCUGUCUUUGAAUGCAUUGGUAGGAACCCAUAUGAUUACUGCUCCAGAUACUUCACAGUCGAGAGUUACCGUUCAACUUAUGCAGAAUCAAUUCAUCCUGUUCCUAAUGUAGACAGGCCACUCCCGGGUGAAUCAAGCCUGGCAUCAGUUACUGUUACCCCUCCACCAACCAGACGGCCGCCAGGCCGGCCAAAGAUGAAGCAGGCUGAAUCAUUAGACAUAAUAAAACGUCAGCUCCAGUGUAGCAAGUGCAAGGGGCUUGGCCACAAUAAGAAGACGUGUAAAGAUUCCUAG